UUCGCGCGCUGGAUUGACGUGAUGGCGCCGCCGCUUGAGUAUACGUUGCCGCUAGGGACGGUUAAUCGGAUAGUGAAGGAGUGCUUGGGUAACAAGGCUGGAAUGACGAGGGAAGCGAGGGAGACCGUUCAAGCUGCAGCUGGCGUGUUCAUUCUGUACCUGACCUCGGCGGCGAACGAAGAGUGCAAAGCCAAGAAGCGCCAGACAAUCUCUGCUCAAGAUGUCAUCAAAGCCUUGCACGAUGUCGACAUGGAUUCGUUUGUUACACCCUUGGAAACCUUUCUGCAUGCUACCAAGUCGACGAAGAAACCUGUCGUGAAAGCAAGUCCUUCCAUCGAUGCACCCCCAGAACACGAAGACAACGUAGCUCCCGACACGUCCAUCGAAGAAGACGACGAAGAAACCAAGGACGAGCACAUUCCGGACGAUGACAUGAACGAGCAAGACGACUAAUACAACUAUAUUUCGUCCAUGUCGACAUCUCCAUCGGCGGCGUGUGUGGUGGUGGUUGCUCGGACUUCCAUCGACCCUUUCGUGCGCCGCAUCUCUACGACCAUAUGCAUCUCCGU
This is a messenger RNA of Aphanomyces astaci, 569 nucleotides long. RefSeq lists its product as hypothetical. The record is from RefSeq and is a predicted model, not a curated record. The transcript is spliced from 2 exons. Bases 22 to 453 code for a protein of 143 amino acids. Gene Ontology annotation, molecular function: protein heterodimerization activity; chromatin DNA binding. NCBI's taxonomy places the organism in Eukaryota, Oomycota, Saprolegniomycetes, Saprolegniales, Verrucalvaceae. Gene Ontology annotation, biological process: leading strand elongation; DNA damage response; heterochromatin formation. Gene Ontology annotation, cellular component: CHRAC; epsilon DNA polymerase complex.